Molecule: messenger RNA, 2783 nt
Organism: Priapulus caudatus
Lineage: Eukaryota; Metazoa; Priapulida; Priapulimorpha; Priapulimorphida; Priapulidae
Product: multiple coagulation factor deficiency protein 2-like
Exons: 4
Coding region: 73-708 (211 amino acids)
Molecular function (GO): calcium ion binding
Source: RefSeq, a predicted model, not a curated record
GACCGAUAGUUAUAUACGUGUCUAGAAACGAACACCUGAGAACUACUCUCGGUAGUGUUACGUGUAGGAAUCAUGUGCGUGGUUAGUCGUGUGAUUUUAUUGAUGUGCUUGCUCCUACCGGUGCUGGGCCAUCAAAAUGUCAAUCCAAUGAACGCACAGAAGCAGCCGCAGCAUGCGCACGGUCGUAACCAGCCCGCCCAGCAACAACCGAUUGCAUCUAGACAGCACCCACCAACACGACUUGAUAGGCAACAUGUACAGGAUGCUAGCCAUAUCAAAGAGCACACAGAUAACGUCAUAGAGAAAGACCCAAAGGACAUGACUGAGCAGGAGUUGCAGUUUCAUUAUUUCAAACAACAUGACUUGGAUAACAACAAUCAGUUGGAUGGGUUGGAACUCGUUCAUGCACUCACUCAUUUUCACUCAGAUAACCCAAAUGAGGUACCACCUCCGUUUCCCGAAGAUGAACUCAUUGGUCUUAUAGACGACAUAUUGAGGGAAGAUGAUCUUAAUAACGAUGGCUUCAUUGACUAUAUGGAGUUCAUAAAGUCUCAAGCAAAUCAGCAGCAGCAGCAAGUUCAACAACAACAGCAGCCGGUACAACAACAGCAACAUCAGCAACAACAGCAGCCGGUACAACAACAGCAACAUCAGCAGCAACAGCAGCAACAACAUCAACCACAACAUCAGCAACAGCCACAUCAUUAACAGCAGGUGAAUCAAGGAAAGCUAACAGUGUAAAAGGUAAUGGAAAAUCUUAGAAAUUGGUUAUGUAGUGACCGCAGCUCUUCUAGUAUGGUUGGGCUUGCACGGGCUCUACACGCAUGCUACAUGAGGAGUAGGAAGGUGCUGAGAUAUGCUGGGUUUUAAAAAACAAGCUAUUUGAACCAUCUUUCUGAGAUGCAAGGGCAAACGCAUGCUAUUUCAGCCUGUCUUUGUCAUGCUUACUUAAGAAAAUAUCCAAGGUCAUCUAGACUUGCCUACAGGUGUCUCUAGUUGUUCUACCGUGUAUCCAUAUAUCCUAAUUCAUCUGAAGUGUUCGGCAUCUGGAUAUUUCACAGCUUUGUAUUAUUUUACACUUCCUGUCAGGCGCGAUGUCUUUUACUAGUUUUACAUGUACGCCACCAGUUUGGUAUAAUGUAAACUAGAACACACAGUUCUGUUUACGUACAUAUAGAUCUGAUAGCAACUGUUUUGCACCUGGCAAGCUUGUAAUUUUAUCUGCUCACAGUAGUUAAUGUUUUGUUACAGUGGAACUCGUUUAUGAAUUGUUAGCAAUACCAACUGGUUUAUGUUCACCAAUGUCUCACGUUGUAUACUUAGUUUCACUAAGGAACUUUAGUGUUCAUGUUGAGUUGUGGUAUAAAACACAACACAAAUUUAUAAAAGGCAGUUGACAACCAAAAAUAAAUCAAGGGAGUGAUUUCAGUUAUUUUUUAUGACAUAGUGUGUUGGACUUACGGAGGAACAUUUUUGUCAGAUUUGACCUAGAAUGAUUAUUUCUAUUAAAAAUGUAUUAAAAUUGGCAAACAUUUGCACAAUAUAUAAUCUCUACUGAUGUAAGAACAAUAGAGCUUUUAGUCCAAGAGGAGAAGUUUACAUUCUUUUAUUUUUUCGCAUUCUAGAAAGCACUGGAAGGUUGUAGCUAGCAAAGGCCGAGCAUAUUGUUGCCCAUGAUUUUUUAAGUUAUGCACUAAAAUUUCAAAUCACUUAAAACAAUUAAAGUGCUUAGAAUUUCAUUCCUUGUUUAAUAUGAAUCUCUCAGAGAUCGGCAAACUAGCUCUGUGAUCCAAGUUAGGAUAGUAGUUUAGCUAUGGAAGAACGCUUCAUUGUCGCAUUUUGUGGCACAUGCGUAUGUUGCCCGGCAAGGCUGUGCGAUUAGCAGGUGCUAGUGUGAACACACGUACUAUAAUUACGGUACAUGUACGUGUGUUACGCACGUAACUUGUUAGACGUCUCUUGGGAGACUGCUCAUUGUAUAAGUAAUAAGCUGUAUUAGAUAGCUAGAGCGAUACUCUUGCUUUCCUGUUUCGAUGAGCGGCGAAAGUGCCGUCGCAAUAUGUUUCCCGUCUCUCACACACUCUGCCCGCUCUACACUGCUUUGAGCUGAAAUUGUCUUCCGUCAUCCCCCGAGGCAAGUGACAUCGCCGGUGUCAUUUGAUGGGGGAAACAAUCCAAGCAAUGUCACCAAUACGUUUGCAGAUACUUGCAUCCGUGGAGUGGCUGUCAUAAUCGUCAUUUGCCGCACAGUGACAUUUUUACGACCCCCCACCACCCCUUUCUGCCGUACUGCUAUUGUAAUGGAGCUACUGUUACUGGGAAGGACGAAGAUACACGUGUUGUGUAUCUGGUUGAAAUUCGUCGGCGAAUUUACUGUGGUGUGCGUCGUCGCGCGCACCUGUUGUCACGAGGCGAAUUGAUGUCGUGAUUUACGUGUUGUUUGUCACACUCGCACUUGACAUUCAGCGCAGGCCCAUCCUUCGAGUUGUAGACAUAAUAGAUGGAUUAAUUGUGGUAAACCGACCCGCCGCCAAGGGAUUCGCGGAAAGUGCGUUUGAGAAUGCGGGAGGUAGGGCGGAAUUAAAUUGAUGAGGUGUCAAUGUAGCGUGCCGAGAAUAAGGCUUGGUCAAUGGAAACUAAUGGUGAGCUGGGUGGAAUAACGACAUCAAUGCUACGUCACGCAUGCAGCGACGGAAAUAGUGAUGUUUUCUAAAGUCUGUAUAUUUUGUACUGAUUAUACCCCCACCGUUCACGUUUUAUAAUAAACUGUUGCUAUGAUGACA